Molecule: messenger RNA, 903 nt
Organism: Durio zibethinus
Lineage: Eukaryota; Viridiplantae; Streptophyta; Magnoliopsida; Malvales; Malvaceae
Source: RefSeq, a predicted model, not a curated record
AUGUUAAUAGCAGCACUUACGGUUGUUUGCUUUUCAUUGACUGCAAUUGCAUUGUCUUUGUGUUGCUUGUGGAUUUUUCUUAGGAAGAAUAAGUCGCAAAAACCAACUAAUCAGGAUGAUGAUGAUGAUGAUAAGACCUUAGUAUGGUCUAGGACUUUUUUGGUCAUCAUCUUUUUCCUCAAUGAGGUGGAAUUGUUAAGCAGAUUUCAUCAUCCGAACGUAAUUUCUUUGCAUGGUUAUAGCAUUGAAAAUGAAACGGGGCUUGUUGUGUAUGAGUUGAUGCACAAUGGUUCUUUGGAAAAUCAAUUGCAUGGUAGAAAUCUUAAUUCUGAAUUAACUCGACAUAGGCGAUUGAAAAUUGCUCUUGAUAUAGCAAGGUCGGCAUUGGGCAGUGAGCUUCUUAGUGUGUUGAUCAGAGAUUUAAAAUCCUCUAAUAUACUCUUGGAUUCCAACUUCAAUGCUAAGGUAAAAAAUUUCUCUCUCAUCAUGCUUGUCUGGAUCCAGCUUUCACGCACUAUAGGCUAUAUAGCCCAGAAAUCUGUUUUUGCAGGUACAUUAACGGAUAUGAGCGAUGUUUAUGCUUUUGGUGUAGUACUUAUGGAACUUUUUUUAGGAAGAAAGGCUAUAGAAAAAAAAGGGAACAACAGGCCUUGAAUCUCUUGUAAGAUGGGUAAUGCUGCCUGUGCUGCCCUGACAUUCAUAGUUUCUGACAGAAAGAAUGAAUUUCAAGCAUUUAAUAUUGCCAUAGCUAAGCUAUUUAUGAAUGCAAGCCAAGGGUCUGCUCACUAAUGGAGAUGUAAUGCGAAACAUUGUGGAUCCUGUGAUAAGAGGUACCGUGUAUGUCUGCCACUUACACCAGGUUGGUAAACAAUAAACAGUAGAUUAAUUACACUAGUUAAAAAA